AUGGAAGGUACAGCGUCCGCCAGGAAGCGACCCGCUGACGCCCUCGCAGAAACAGGCGAGUCUCCCUCAAAAAGGGUCAAAAGAAAGUAUGUUGAGCGUCCGAUAUGGGCUCAUCUGGCCGAUGGCAACCCGCGCCGUCAGCUUGAUAUUAAGACCGAUGUCAACAGCACGACCCCAAUACCAGCUAAGGCGUCGGAACCAAAUGCAAAGACUGAAGCAGUCGUCAGCACACCCAGGAUCACGAUCAAGCUGCCUGUCUCCGUAGACCGCGGUCCCGGCGAGAGAAGCCCAAGGAAGCAACGCUCGCCACUAAACCCGGAAACCGUGAAGCAAGCCAGCAGCCGUUGCAAUCCUGCUACUUGUCCACCGUCCUCAUACCUACCACAAGACGAUAUACCAACGCCGGCACUAAGCGUCCUCAAGUUGGCGGAUGGAAGCGCAAAUCAGUCGCGGCAACCUCUACCACAUCGAAAGCAGCAGUGCGAUGAGGCCAAAAAGAAGAAGCCAACUGCUUUACUGCAGAGCCAAGGUAACCACAGCGGAAGCGAGCAGAGCGACAUCCAGCGUCAAGCGGACACACGCUGUCGAAAGCAGAGGCGCCCGCCCACGGGUCCGGUUGUGAGUGGGUCAUAUUACCGUCCAGAUUAUGAACGUGGAAGGUCUUGGCAUCCGGAUGGCUGA
Messenger RNA from Baudoinia panamericana UAMH 10762, 681 nucleotides. RefSeq lists its product as uncharacterized. The record is from RefSeq and is a predicted model, not a curated record. The transcript has a single exon. The coding region runs from base 1 to 681 and encodes 226 amino acids. Lineage: Eukaryota; Fungi; Ascomycota; Dothideomycetes; Mycosphaerellales; Teratosphaeriaceae.